AUGUCAAUCUUCCAAUGCAUUGAAUGUAAAGCUUUACAUUCCUUAGUGGUUGACGAAAGAGAAGGCACAGUUGUUUGUAAAAAAUGCGGAAGGAUACAAAUUGAUAAACUUAUAGAUGAUGGCCCUGAAUGAAGAAAUCUAACAGAAGAAGAUGGAUCAAGAGACCAAGAUCCUUGUAGAAUUGGAGCCCCUAAUAAUGAACUUCUCUCAGAUAAAGGCUUAUGCACAGUGAUUUCAAAACAUGAGACUCAUUAUGGACUUGCCAGAUGAGCCCAAAGAAGUAUGAGUUCUUCUCAAGAUAAAACUCUCUCCAUGACUUUCAGUGAAAUUGAUGAUUUUUGCCACAUUUUAUGUUUAAGUGAUAGUAUUUCUGAGGAAGCCAAAAAAAUAUUCAGGGUUUUAUUUUUAAAAAAAGUCACCAAAGGAAAAUCUCAUAUAGGAAUUUUAUCAGCAAUUAUAUACUGUUUGUGCAGAAAAUAUGGAAAUAAAAUCCCGCUAAAAGAAAUCUUAAAUAUUAACAAAAUUACAAAAAAUGAAAUAGUCAGAUGCUAUAACACUGUAAAAAUCCAUGCUCCUGAAGCUGCAAUAAACAGAGAAGAUUUUUCUUUAUUCGCUAAGCUUGCUAUUAAUUUUGAUUUUUCUAAUGAAAUGGUUACGAAAUGUGCACAAGCAAUGAAGAAAAUUAAAGACUGUAAUUUAAUGGUAAAUGAAGAAGAAAUGGCCCUGGCCUGCGCCAUUUCUUUAAUGGUCAGCUGGAUGAGCGGCAAAGAGAAUCUGUAUCCUGAAGAUUUGAGAAAAACUUCUGGGAUUAGUGAGGAUGAUAUAAGGAAAUGCUAUAGGAAGCUGUUUUUAAAGAGGUUUUUUAUUUUUAAUGGCCUGGGAGAUAAAUGGAGUAUUGCGACUGUUGCUAAUUUUUAA
This is a messenger RNA of Blepharisma stoltei, 918 nucleotides long. The record is from the annotation of a GenBank genome assembly. NCBI's taxonomy places the organism in Eukaryota, Ciliophora, Heterotrichea, Heterotrichida, Blepharismidae.